Dibothriocephalus latus is the source of this 885-nucleotide messenger RNA. Lineage: Eukaryota; Metazoa; Platyhelminthes; Cestoda; Diphyllobothriidea; Diphyllobothriidae. The record is from the annotation of a GenBank genome assembly.
AUGUUGUUUUGCGAAUUCUGUGCCUACAGCUGGGCCGUUUUUGUGUCUUUUAGUGCGCCACUGGCUCGCUUCUGCAAACCGUUUGUUUGCUCUGUCGUCUACGGCUACGACAUUAUCCCCCGCCUCAGCAUACCCACUCUAAACGAUCUAAAAUGGCGCCUUUUUGACGCACUGGCUAACUGCAAGAUCCCCAAGUAUCAACUGCUUUGUCGCAGUGCCAAACUGUUGUUUCUUCGAUGUUGCUUGCCCUGCUGUGCCUGGCCAAUGAUUGGUCUCGAUACGAAGCUUCUGGACGAAAAGAUGCAGCAGCGAAUAUUGAAUCCAGAGGUUUACCAGGCUCGCAUAUCUUCCUAUAGCACAUCAUCUGAACCGUCAGAAAUACCAGGAUUAAGGAGCCGAGGUCCUUUGUUGACUGCGUCGUCGCCACCGGCUCCCGGAGGCCGGCGCGUUUCCGCUGCUCGGAGUACAAACCAUAACUGUGCGCCGGGCGAUGUGCCAAGCUAUAGUCGCUUCAGGCCGGGCCCGCGCUCCUUGGUUUGCUGGUUGAAGGAUUCAGGUCCUCUGAUUCUGAAAACCGCGGCACCUGGCACUGAAUUCUGUCCCCCCUAUGCAGAUCUCGAAGGCAAUGUGCAGCCGCAGUGGAGCGAGUUCAGCUCUACUAGUGCCCCUACCGGCGAGUACGCUUCGGCAGCAUCCUACGAAGAGCUCGUCAGCAUGGAUAGAAAUGUUAAAUUUGCGGGUGUCGUUCUACAUAUUGUUGAGGCGGAUGACUGUCUGUCGGCUGCUGAAUCUAGCGAUUUCCUCGAUGUUGAAGCGUCAUCACCAUGGUUACCCGAGAAUCACCAGCAGAAGACAUCAUGGCUUGCCACACCAUUUGCUCACUAG